AUGACUCGCUCAAAUGAACGCACAAGCGUGCUAUUUGUUUGCCUAGGAAACAUCUGCCGUUCCCCAAUGGCUGAAGGUGUAUUCCGAGACUUGGCAGCUACCCACCCCUCCAUCGGAGAGAUCGACUCUGCCGGCACAGCCGCCUACCACAGCCUCGAGCCUCCCGAUUCCCGCACCAUGUCCACUCUGCGCCGUCACGAAAUCACCGAGUACGAACAUGCCGCUCGAAAAGUGACAAGGGAGGACUUCCUCACCUUUGACUACCUUCUCGCCAUGGACAAGUCUAAUCUUCGUGAAUUGCUGGACACGCGCGAGUCGGUUAUCGCAACGCUGCAGAGGAAGACCGAUAACAAGCCCAGCUCCAAGAGCACCCGCUCCCAUGUCGAUGCGGCAAUUGGAUCUUACAGCCCCGAUACCAAGGUUGCUGACGUUCGUCUGUUUGGCGACUUCGGCAAAGGCGGGAAGCUCACAGACCGUGUCGGUGGAGGCGAGGUGGUGAAGGACCCUUACUAUGGUGGCGCGAACGGCUUCGAAGAGGUUUACCAGCAAGCGGUGAGAUUCUCUCGGAACUUCUUGGACCAUGUGGAACACAAAAGCUCGGAGUAA
Molecule: messenger RNA, 606 nt
Organism: Penicillium brevicompactum
Lineage: Eukaryota; Fungi; Ascomycota; Eurotiomycetes; Eurotiales; Aspergillaceae
Gene: ltpA
Product: tyrosine protein phosphatase LTP1
Exons: 2
Coding region: 1-606 (201 amino acids)
Biological process (GO): protein dephosphorylation
Cellular component (GO): cytoplasm
Molecular function (GO): non-membrane spanning protein tyrosine phosphatase activity; acid phosphatase activity
Source: RefSeq, a predicted model, not a curated record